AUGAUUGGAUUGAUAGUAUUUAAUAUACUGCUAUUGAUUGGUACAGUUUUUGCCGAUAGUUUCUCAUCCCUUGCAUCAUUAAACGCAUUAAUUGGAGCUGAGAGGGAUAUUCCAGUAAUGAUUAAUGAUUAUGUGGAAAAAGAAUUAGAAAGACUUGAUUAUCUAAGGAAGUUCGCUGAAGAAGUAGAAGAACAUAAUAAUAAAGCUAUACGAGAUGGUACGGAAGCAAUAUUAAAUCCGAUCAAUGCGUUCCUGUUAAUUAAAGAGAUGAAAAUGGAUUGGGACAAAGCAACAAAAAUUAUGCGAGCCAAUUCCGCUGAUGAUUUCAUUCACAACGUGACUCUUCAACGGAUUAAUAAGCGUAUAAAAUAUCCGACAGAGACAGAUUUGGAAGGUGCAGUAGAUGGUUUGUUACGUUUGCAAGAUUUGUAUCAAAUGGAUACCAAAGAUAUGGCUGAAGGGAAAAUUCUAAAUUCUGAAAUGCAAACCGUUGCCCUGACUGCUGGAGAUUGUUUUGAAAUUGGUCGCGCAGCAUACAAUUUGAAGGACUAUUAUCAUACCAUUCUGUGGAUGCAAGAAGCGCAAGAACGUGUUCAGAAUGAGAGUAAGCCAACAGUAGAUACGGAAGAUAUUCUUGAAUACUUGGCCUUCGCACUCUACAAACAGGGUAAUCUGAAACGAGCCUUAUUACUUACGGAUGAAUUAUAUCGCAUGAAUCCGAAUCAUCCACGAGCAAGAAAUAACAUAAUAAAAUAUGAAGAAUUACUGGGAGAUGAGGGAGUUCAGCCUGUUGAUAUGCGACGAAAAAUUCCAUCAAUAAAUAAUCCGCGUCAUAAAAGUAUGAUGGAAAAACGCGAAAAGAAUGCAUAUGAAGCGUUAUGUCGACAUGAAGUACCCGUCAGUACAAAGAAACAGUCGCUAUUGUAUUGUUACUAUAAAAUGGAUCAUCCAUAUUUACGUUUGGCACCAUUUAAAGUAGAAAUUGCUCAGCAAAAUCCAUUAGCUGUACUGUUCCAUAAUUUUAUAUCGAAUGAAGAAUCACGAAUUCUCGAAUUGCUUGCAACGCCUAAGUUAUACCGGGCCACAGUUCAUAAUCCUGCAACUGGACGACUUGAAACAGCUAGCUAUCGUAUUAGUAAAAGUGGUUGGUUGAAAUCAUCGGAACAUGAAGUUGUUAACCGCAUCGAUAAACGUCUUACUUUGGCAACAAAUCUCAAUACAGAAACUGCAGAGGAACUUCAGAAGAAAGAAGGUGCCUUCGAAGGCUUGGGAACUGGAAAUCGAAUAGCUACGGCUUUGAUUUAUAUGACUGAACCGGAAAUCGGUGGUAGAACAGUAUUCAUCAACUCGAAAACAUCAAUACCAUGCACUAAGAAUGCAGCACUGUUUUGGUAUAAUUUGAUGCGCGACGGUGCGGCAGAUAUGCGCUCUCUGCAUGCUGCAUGUCCGGUAUUAACGGGGAUUAAAUGGACAGCGAAUAAAUGGUUUCAUGAAAGAGGUCAAGAAUGGAAUCGACCGUGUGGUUUGCACAAAUACGUUCGGGAGAGAUAUGUUGGUGACUUAGGAGCUCCCGAACCGAAAUAUCAGUUAAAUAUUAGAUCGAAAGCUAAGAAAUCCAAGAAAAUGAAAAGAAAACACUGA
This is a messenger RNA of Acanthocheilonema viteae, 1641 nucleotides long. Lineage: Eukaryota; Metazoa; Nematoda; Chromadorea; Rhabditida; Onchocercidae. The record is from the annotation of a GenBank genome assembly.